UAGAAGUCAGUUAACAUAAGUAUAUAGUUAAACUGAGCUUGGAGGGCUCUCCCAUCACCACAAAAAAAAAGGGGGGGGAAGCAUUUUAAGACUGCUGAAACUGAAUUGCUGCUUGCACAGAGCAGAAAGUAGACAGUCAUUAGGAAGUUUAGAUACCAAGUCAAGAGUGAAAGAACAUUUUCUUCAAGCUGGCCAGCAAGCAGUGUUUUAAGCAGCAUGAAUCCUCUGUUCGGUACCUUGUUAUUUUCACUGUUACUUCUUCUAACCCUCAGGAUUCAAGAGCUGAUAGAAGCUUGCAGCUGCGCUCCUGCUCAUCCACAGCAGCUCAUCUGCGAUUCUGCUUUAGUGAUUCGAGCAAAAAUUUCCAAUGAAAAGGUGGUUCCAGCAAAUGAUGACCCUCUUGACACUCACAAGAUGAUCCAAUAUGAAAUCAAACAAAUCAAGAUGUUUAAAGGAUUUGAAAAACUAAAAGAUGUUCAAUAUGUCUACACACCUUUUGAUUCUUCUCUCUGUGGUGUGAAAUUAGAAGCCAAUAACAAGAAGCAAUACCUCCUUACAGGGCAAAUUUUAAAUGAUGGCAAAGUUCUUAUCCAUUUGUGCAAUUACAUUGAACCAUGGGAUGACCUGACUCUCUCUCAAAAGAAAAGUCUAAAUCAGAGAUACCAAAUGGGCUGUGGCUGUAAAAUUUCGACCUGUUACACAGUACCCUGCUCCAUUACUACACCAAAUGAAUGUUUGUGGGUAGACUGGCUGAUAGAGAGGAAGCUCUAUGGGCACCAAGCAAAACAUUAUGCCUGUAUCAAGCGCAAUGAUGGAACAUGCAGUUGGUAUCGAGGUGGCCCUCUUCCAGAAAAAGAGUUUAUUGAUAUGAGUGAACCAUGAAUUGUGUUAACUUCAUGCAAUGCUAUGUGCUCAUUAAUUUGAACUUUCAACAUCCGUUACUUAGAAAGAGAAACAAAUUUUGCUGUGUAAAUAAAGUGCAGUGUUCAUAGAAUUCACAUCCAGAUAAGAAAAGGAGCUAUCUCUUGGAGACAGCUACUCUUUUUAUUUCUUUUUAUAGAGGGAAGUUUUGAAAUCAUACCUUUAUUUUUUAUCAAAAUGAAUGUAUCCAUACACAAGGUUGAUCAAAAUUUGGACUGCAGAUAAUAAACUAAAUAAAAGAACACCUCUUCAUACAAAACAAAACUCCUAAGAAAAUGUUUGUGGUUUUUUUAAAAGCCAAUUUUUUUUUGUUCUGAGAUAAAGGAACUUGGACAGAAUAUGUGUAAGAAGCACUGUUAAUAACUUGUUGUAAAAACCCCAACAAAUUAAUUUCCCCAUUUCAGAUUAUGUAAAUUAUAUGUUUGUGUGCAUGGCUUUUUUUUAGCAGGAACACACAGGAACACAGUUCCAGCUGGCUUGGCAUUGGGGAUGUGGUCUAAUAUGUAAAUAAGUCCCAGUUCUACAAAAAAAAAAACCCUGUGUGAAACAAUGGUGAUGUCAGGGGUGUGGUCUAAUAUGCAAAUAAGUUCCUGCUGGGCUUUUACAACAAAAAGUCCUUUUUGUGUGUAUGAUUUAAAAUUCUUGAUUUCAUUUUCUGUAUGUUGUUCACCAUGUCUUGUGUAGUGUUGUCUGAAGAUUUGUUCAUAACUAUGUUAUAAUAAAUCUUUGAUAAUAAAACAGAUCCAAUGGAUUUGAAUAUACUGUAAAA
Molecule: messenger RNA, 1690 nt
Organism: Heteronotia binoei (common prickly gecko)
Lineage: Eukaryota; Metazoa; Chordata; Lepidosauria; Squamata; Gekkonidae
Gene: TIMP4
Product: TIMP metallopeptidase inhibitor 4
Exons: 5
Coding region: 217-882 (221 amino acids)
Biological process (GO): negative regulation of membrane protein ectodomain proteolysis; negative regulation of endopeptidase activity
Cellular component (GO): extracellular matrix
Molecular function (GO): metalloendopeptidase inhibitor activity; protease binding
Source: RefSeq, a predicted model, not a curated record